UGUGUCCAUCUCGAAGUCUCGAAAACCUCUCAUGCUGAACGAUCGGUGUUCGCCGCCCGCCGCCCAAUAUCCAAUCGAGAGAGAGAUCCAGAUGAUCACGGGGCCAAAGAACCCUAGAAUCCAUCCAUUUUCCACUUCCAAUCCGUUUCCCAAGGUGAACAGCAUUAUCAUGAUCUGUUGGUUGUAGAAGAUGGAGAUUAUCACUGUUGCUCAUGCACCACUGUGGUGUGCUCCUCGCAAGCGAUGGCUUCCAAUUAUGGUGGCUGGCAAUUGUUGGGAGCCUCCAGCCACCAAGGUUACUUUUGUGAGCAAGAGGAAAAGUGUAUUCAUGAGGAAUGGUUUCCAUGCUUCAGUCUUUAAAUCAGAUGCAAGCCAGGGAGAGCCAGAGGUCGUUGUAGAUAGCAAUUCCUUGUCAUCUGAUAAUGAGCUCUCACAGUCUAAGAUUGCUUUAUCUGAAGCUAGAUCCAUACAAGAAACUAUUGAAAAAGACAGAGAUCGGCUUGUGGAAGAGUUGGCUCAGUCAGAAGUUAAGCAACGGGAAUAUGCUUCUAUAAUCGAACAUAACAAAAAACUAGCAAUUGCUGAAAUUGAAGCUGCUAAAUCUUUAUUCAAAGAAACAUUGCAGGGAUCUAUCAGUGAGAAGUUUGGUUUGGAAUCAAAAUUGGUGCUUGAGAAACAAGAAGCUGUUGAGCUUGCAGUGCAAGUUGAGAAGUUGGCAGAGCUUGCUUUUCAGCAAGCAACUUCUCAUCUUUUAGAAGAAGCACAUUUGAGGGUAUCUGCAGCAGAGACUGCUGCUGCAGAAGCAGUUCAUCACAUUGAGGAACAGAUAAGACAUGCCACAGAGGGUACCAUAUCCUCAAUUCUUGAUCAAUCAAAACAGGCCAUAUGUAAAGCUUUAUUUGCUGCCGGACAAGCCAGUAACCAUGCAGAAAAGGCCGUUUCUACUUCCUCUGGUGGCAAUAAUUUGUUGGAUGAGAUUGCAGCAGUUCGUUCUCAGAAUUUAGGAUUGCAGAAUGCUAUCAGUGGCUUGGAAUCUAAAUUACUGGUUGCAGAAAGAGGGAUUGAGAGAUUGAAAGUUGACUUGGAACAAGUUGUAGCCCAAGCAAAAGCUUCCGAUAGUCGUGCUAGUGUGGCUGAAAAAGCAUUUGCUGAUCUUGAGGAGCUAACUAGGAAACACUCCUCCAAAAGGGAGGAGGAAGUUAAGCUCUUGAUGGACAAAAUGAAGGAAGAAGCAGCAGAAAGGGAAAAUGCAUCUUCAAAGGCUUUCAAGGUUAAACUAGAAGGCAUAAUGGCUGCUGUGGAUGCAGCCAAGGAAACUGCUCACUUGAAAGACCAAGCCUAUGAGAGAAGAGUUACUGCUUUGCAAAGAUCCUUAAGGGCAUCUGAAUCUGUUAUGGAAGCAUGGAGACAGAAAGCAGAAAUAGCUCAAUCAAUUUUGGAUGGUGAAAGAUCAACUGGGGAGGAAAAUGUGCCUUAUCUGAGCACGGGUGGAAGAAUAGAUCUUCUGACUGAUGAUGAUUCACAAAAGUGGAAACUACUUGCGGAAGGUCCUCGAAGAGAGAUACCAGAGUGGUUGACUCGAAGAAUCAGAACAAUCUUUCCUAAGUUUCCACCUAGAAAAGCUAAUAUAGCUGAAGCACUGUCAGUAAAUUCCUUGUCCUUAAACCUUCCAAAACCCGAGGAAGUAUGGUCUAUUGCUCAAGAAAAGCCUAGGGAUAUGGGUGUGCUUGUGGACCAUUUUAUUGAGAAAGAAGUAAUUGAGAAGAAGCGCAAAGCUUUGGAGCGUGCAUUAGAGAGAAAAACUAUUAAAUGGCAGAGAACUCCAGAAGAAAUAAAAUUAGAGCCUGGCACGGGCACAGGGCGGGAGAUUGUGUUUCAAGGUUUCAAUUGGGAAAGCUGUAGAUGGAGAUGGUAUAUGGAGCUAGCACCUAAAGCAAAGGAUUUAUCUCAAUCUGGGAUCACUGCUGUAUGGUUUCCUCCACCAACUGAAUCAGUAGCACCUCAAGGUUAUAUGCCUUCUGAUCUUUACAACUUGAACUCGUCUUAUGGUUCCAUUGAGGAACUUAAGCACUGUAUUGAGGAAAUGCAUAAUCAAGAUCUUCUGGCCUUGGGCGACGUUGUACUAAAUCAUAGAUGUGCACAGAAACAGAGUCCAAAUGGGGUGUGGAAUAUCUUUGGCGGCAAGCUUGCAUGGGGACCUGAGGCCAUUGUCUGUGAUGACCCAAAUUUCCAAGGAUGCGGGAAUCCAUCGACUGGUGAUAUCUUCCAUGCGGCUCCAAACAUAGACCAUUCCCAAGAUUUUGUUCGAAGAGAUAUUAAAGAAUGGUUGAACUGGCUUCGAAAUGAUAUUGGCUUUGAUGGGUGGCGGCUUGACUUUGUUAGAGGCUUUGCUGGUGUAUAUGUGAAGGAAUACAUUGAAGCCUCGAAUCCUGCAUUUGCUAUUGGAGAAUAUUGGGAUAGUUUGGCAUAUGAAGGUGGCAAUUUAUGUUACAAUCAAGAUGCUCAUCGGCAAAGAAUUGUGAAUUGGAUCAAUGCUACCGGUGGCACCUCAUCUGCAUUUGAUGUCACAACAAAGGGCAUUCUCCACUCAGCAUUGCACAACCAGUAUUGGAGGCUAAUCGAUCCUCAAGGGAAACCGACAGGCGUUAUGGGUUGGUGGGCAUCCCGUGCCGUCACAUUUUUAGAGAACCAUGACACAGGAUCUACCCAGGGACAUUGGCCAUUUCCAAGGGAGAAGCUUGGACAAGGCUAUGCAUACAUUCUGACACACCCCGGCACGCCUGUCAUCUUUUAUGAUCAUUUCUACGACUUUGGUCUUCGAGACACCAUCACAGAGCUCAUCGAAGCGCGAAGGCGUGCCGGAAUCCAUUGCCGGAGCGCUGUCAAGAUAUACCAUGCAAACAAUGAAGGUUAUGUUGCUAAAGUCGACGAAAGUCUCGUGAUGAAACUCGGACAUUUUGAUUGGAAUCCUUCCAAAGAAAACAAUUUGGAUGGAACAUGGCAGAAAUUUGUUGACAGGGGCUCUGAUUAUCAGAUUUGGUUAAGACAGUAAACAAAUGCAACUUGUUGCUGAACUGCAACCACUUCAUAGCUAUUAAUUUCAUUAUUUCAUACCAGCACUCUCUCAGGUUGAAUGUAAUAUAAGGGAAAAAAAAAAUCUGAUAAUUACUUUUAUAACCAACAAAAAAAUGGCAUUUAUCAUUGGUAAUAUCCGUGAUAUUAUUAGGGCUUUGUUGUGUUUA
Messenger RNA from Dioscorea cayenensis subsp. rotundata (Guinea yam), 3242 nucleotides. RefSeq lists its product as uncharacterized. NCBI's taxonomy places the organism in Eukaryota, Viridiplantae, Streptophyta, Magnoliopsida, Dioscoreales, Dioscoreaceae. The record is from RefSeq and is a predicted model, not a curated record. Gene Ontology annotation, molecular function: alpha-amylase activity; calcium ion binding. The transcript has 15 exons. Gene Ontology annotation, biological process: carbohydrate metabolic process. Bases 191 to 3052 code for a protein of 953 amino acids.